UGCAAAUUGAAAGACGAGCUUAAGUUCUUCCAUAACACACUACCCUAGCGUCAUGAAUAUUAGUUCCAAGGCUAAAUGUCAUGAAAAGGAUUUCUACGAUUCAUAUUGUCAAUUGGAAUAUGAAUUUGAAAAUGGAAUUGCUAAGCCUGCAUCAAGCGAAGCAAGAACUCGCCAUAAUUUGCAAUUCUUACUAAAAACGAUAACGGAAAUGGAUUUCAUGUUUGAAAAUGUUGAAUGCUACGGUCAAGAGGUUCCUUGCAUUCGUUCAGUUCGGGAGUUAGCUUGUCGUUUUAAAGUACAAUUUUGUAAUGAAUACGGCACCUUUAAUCGCGUCCUGAGUGAGCUGUGUCAGAUGAAAGUAUCAGGUAUUUCUCGCGUUAUCACUCGUGUGGAAAGAUUGCGCAGUAACAUCUCGAUGUUGGAUCAUGACGAGGUGUGUUACCUCAAGUACCUUGAAGAUGUUAGACAGCUACUUGGUGAAAUAAGUGGCAUUGUUGAAACAAUAUUAAAUGUUGAAUAUGGAAAGCGAUAGCAUUCCCAUAUUACAAUAUACUGUGCACAAUUUGCAAUUUUGUAAAUGAUAAAUGUCUUGCGCAAUGUACUCAUUUUGCAAAACGUAAUACUAAAAUUAAAACCUUGUGGAAAAAAUA
This is a messenger RNA of Xenia sp. Carnegie-2017, 650 nucleotides long. RefSeq lists its product as uncharacterized. The coding region runs from base 53 to 532 and encodes 159 amino acids. The record is from RefSeq and is a predicted model, not a curated record. Lineage: Eukaryota; Metazoa; Cnidaria; Anthozoa; Malacalcyonacea; Xeniidae. The transcript has a single exon.